Juglans microcarpa x Juglans regia is the source of this 1163-nucleotide messenger RNA. RefSeq lists its product as uncharacterized. The record is from RefSeq and is a predicted model, not a curated record. Lineage: Eukaryota; Viridiplantae; Streptophyta; Magnoliopsida; Fagales; Juglandaceae. Bases 110 to 997 code for a protein of 295 amino acids. The transcript is spliced from 9 exons.
AACGCUUCCGUGGCUUCUUAUUUAAAGCCAUCGACUCCACCACCUUCUUCCUCUCCUCUCUCUCUCUCUCUCAUCUGUCGGCCACUUUUGAUCUGCCUUCGAGAACAGAAUGGAAAAUGAGGAUCAGCUCAAACAAGCUUUGAAGCCAAAAUACGAGUGUCUUGUAUUCGAUCUGGAUGACACUCUUUAUCCUUUAAGCUCUGGUUUGUCGGCACAAAUCACCAAGAACAUCCAAGAAUACAUGCUUCAAAAACUUGGCAUAGAGGAGAAUAAGGUUCCCCAAUUAUGUGUUGCGUUGUACAAGGAUUAUGGAACAACACUGGCUGGUCUCAAGGCUAUUGGCUACAACUUUGAAUAUGAUGACUUCCAUAGUUAUGUUCAUGGGAGAUUGCCCUACCAUAUGCUAAAACCUGACCCUGUUCUGAGGGGUCUUUUGCUUAGCCUGCCUAUUCGGAAAGUUAUUUUUACGAAUUCAGACAAGGCCCAUACUGUUAGAGCGCUUAGCAGGCUUGGAUUGGAGGACUGCUUUGAAGGGAUCAUAUCCUUUGAAACCCUAAAUCCAACCCACAAAAAUGGGUUUCCUGUUGAAGCAGAUGACAAGGAUGGAGACCCAAGACCAAGUAGCAUUUCAAGCACUGAAGCUUUUGACAUCAAUGAGUAUUUGAGCCAUCCUAAUGCUAGUUUGGAACUUCCAAGGACCCCAGUUGUCUGCAAACCAUUUGAACAGGCAUAUGAUGAAGUUUUCAAGACGGCCAACAUCGACCCUCAAAGAACAUUAUUUUUUGAUGAUAGCCUUCAUAAUAUACAAGCUGGGAAACGCGUGGGCCUUCACACUGUGUUGGUGGGCACUCCUCACCGCACUCAAGGCGUGGAUUAUGCACUGGAGAGCAUACAUAACAUUAGAGAAGCAUUGCCAGAGCUCUGGGAAGCUGAAGAGAAGUCUGAGAGCGUUAGCUAUUCUGGAAAGGUUGCAAUUGAGACAUAUGUGCAGGCUUAGCUUGUAUGUCCUUGCAAUAAGGUUGGGUAUUUCCAUCUAGGCAAUGUCCUUGGUACCUUUUUUUUUUUUAAUGUACUAUUUUAUGCUACAGCCCUUUCCAAAGCAACUUUGCCACUGUACUAUCGAAACUCCAACUACACAUUUAUCUCGGUUACUUUUGGUUGCU